AGAAGCUAAGGGAAGAGAAUGUUGACGUAAUAAUCGUCCUUCGACAGCCUUUUCUUUUGACGUCAGACGGGUAGUGUGACGUAGUGUUUCGGCAAAUGAUCACGUGACCGAUGGAGAUAACUAGGAUGUGGAGAUUCUCUAUGGUCAGUAGGUUCAAGAUGCUUGGACUGGGAUGUACUGCUCUGCUCCUUACUCUAUACUGGCUUUCUGGUGCUAUAAAAGUAGAGGUUUCUCCUUUAGAAAAAGGCGAAUUAACCGCUCAACCCGUGCUGGUUUCGGUUUAUUACGAAACCCUCUGUCCGGAUAGCAAACGUUUCAUUCUGGAUCAAUUAUGGCCGACGUAUCAAGCGGUUUCUGAUAUAAUCAACGUUGAUUUGGUACCGUACGGUAAAGCUUAUGAAACCGAAUUAAAUAAUGGAACGUAUCUCUUUCACUGUCAACAUGGACCCGACGAAUGUUACGGAAACAUAAUACAAACUUGUGCCGUUAAACUAUUGGAUAUCCGAAAAUCUUUAGCAUUAAUCCAAUGCAUGGAAUCUUACUCUCAGUCACAAGCAGCGGGGGCAAAGUGUGCUAGAAGACAAGAUAUCGAUUAUAAUAAAAUUGAAGAAUGUGUACAGAGUAAACAAGGCAAUACUUGGCAGCACGAAAUGGCUAAAAGAACAGAUUCGCUCAAGCCACCUUUGCAUUUUGUGCCUUGGAUCACUUUUGACGGGGUAUACACAAGAGAAUAUCAGAAUCGAGGUCUAAAUGAUUUAUUGGGUUUAGUUUGUGAUUUAUACAAGGGUCCAAAACCGGAAUCGUGUCCAAAAUAAGUCACUAAAGACCACAAGGUUUUAAAUCAAACAAUUUGAAGUGAUAAAUUAUUCCUCAUUUUAAUGAUUGAAUCCAUUUUUAUGGGUCCAGAAUGACUUCCAAAAUAAA
Centruroides sculpturatus (bark scorpion) is the source of this 924-nucleotide messenger RNA. RefSeq names its product gamma-interferon-inducible lysosomal thiol reductase-like. The transcript is spliced from 8 exons. Gene Ontology annotation, molecular function: oxidoreductase activity, acting on a sulfur group of donors, disulfide as acceptor. The record is from RefSeq and is a predicted model, not a curated record. NCBI's taxonomy places the organism in Eukaryota, Metazoa, Arthropoda, Arachnida, Scorpiones, Buthidae. The coding region runs from base 111 to 815 and encodes 234 amino acids.